Dreissena polymorpha is the source of this 3629-nucleotide messenger RNA. Its product is annotated as asparagine-rich protein-like. The record is from RefSeq and is a predicted model, not a curated record. The transcript has 6 exons. Bases 161 to 2806 code for a protein of 881 amino acids. Lineage: Eukaryota; Metazoa; Mollusca; Bivalvia; Myida; Dreissenidae.
GACCGUAGUUUCACCUGUUGACAGCAAAUCUGUAACAGUUGAAUUAUCCAAAGGAAAUAAGGACACGGCGAACUCGUUUGCAGUACCUAAUCCAGUGGUUAACAAUGUUGUUUCCAGUUCUCGUGUAUCUAACACAAAACUAAUUUCCAAUAACAGAAACAUGGUUGCUGGAGAGAAUGUAGGUAAGCAGAUUACACAACCAUCAAACGGUGUAAGUCGUGUUGAUACAUUUAAUCUUGCGAGGAGUUGGUCUAAUAUGUCUAACACCGGUAGUGGCUUGUCAGUGUCUUCUAAUAAUAACACACCACUUUUGUCUGCUACAAGCACAGAGCAAAUUAAUGCUGCAUCCACGGAAACACGUAAGCCCUUUAUGCCAAGCUCGUGGCAAAUGUCUCGAGCAAAUAUAACAGGAGGUCUUGAUAGCAUCGCCGUUGGGGCACCACGCGGCCAACCAAUUGUAGGUUCAAUAUUCGGCAGUGCCGAAGGGUCAUCCCAAACAAUCAAUCAAAAUGUCGUUGAUCGAUCUAGCAUUGACCAAGAACCUUCAAGAGAUUUUAUGGCUUCAUUUCUUAAUCCUAAAAAUGGUCCCUUAAGAACCCUGAAUCUUGGAAAACAAAGUGUCGAGAUUGUUCCCAUAGGCUCCGACAUGAGUAAAGCCAACAUAAAUGCCAACAAUAUGUUCAUAGUAGGUCGUGGUAAAGCUUCAUCAGUUUUCGAACCAUCGGUUACUGAUUUUGGAAUAUCAGAAGUUUACACACGUAAGCAAGAAUUAGAUGCCAAUCAAUGGAAUACUUUUCUUAAAUCUAUUUCUCAAGAUUCAAACACUCGCAGAAAUAAUGUACCCUACCAAACACAAAACAUUCUGAGUUCAUCCGCGGUAAGACCCUUAGAUGCCAUCGAUUUAAAUAUCAAUACUAUAUCAAACCCAACUGCAUCUCUUACAGUCGAUCCGAAACCUAUGGUAUCAAGCAAUCCGUCAAUUUCUGUAUUAUUGAAUUCUGGAAAAGGACAAGGAGCAAAUUUAGGACCAGAUUUUGUCAACACAAUGUUUGCCGCACCGGGUAUAGGCGGCCAUAGGUCAAUCCCUAUUCCCACGGUAAUGACUCGGCCAGAUGUAGCAGUCCUUUCAUCAUCUUCUGCGGGUAGAACAAAUAGAAUAGUUACGGACACGAGCAGAAAUACACAUAGCGUAGAUUCUGGAUCGUCAUCGAUGUCGUCAUCGUCGAUUUUAUCACCUGGAUCUUCGAGAUCCGUAGAUUCAGUAUUUGAACACACAAUCGAUGUUCAAAAACGACUCUUCGAGAAAUUUAUUGGCUCGCAGGGAAAUGAUCCUUCGCUCAAUGGUGUAUCUCAACGACAGAACACAGGUUUAGUAGCUCAAGCAACGCGAACGGCUGAUUCUGCACCUGUCCCGACUGCUAGUUUAAGUGUACAGCAACAGAGUAACACUCGGGUGGAUAGACGUCCCGUAAACUCCGGUAAAACUGCUGAUCACUUUGAUUUUAAGCUAGGAAAAUCGAUUUUGAUAGCUGAUGGCGUUAUUCCAAACUUUGUUCAAGACACUCAACAAUCAUUGGUUUCUACGUCGGAUCUGCAAAACAUGGCGAGUUCUGGAUUUAGAUUAGGAGAGCCUGUUGUCAUGACAAGAUCCGAUGUUACCCAAGGUAAUGAUUUCACAUCAGUUAGGAGCAUAGGAGGCGUACAAUCACCUAAUGUGAAUCCAACCAGUAGCACAUUAGGUCUAGUCAUUACGCAAGACUUUGGAAAUGCAAAUACUGCUGUUUCCGGUGAACAACCAUCAUCAAGAGAUACUGCAGUCGUCAAUAAAGCCUUAAGUUCUGUACAAAGGGCGGCCAUUGCGGCAAGUGGCUCCACAGCUGAAGCAACUAAAUUCACGUCAGGCAAUCGCAUCGCUGCCUUUGGUCCUGCCAACGGGGCCGACGAGAGGGCCGUCAACAGAAUGCUGGAAAGGAGUUAUAAGCCUGCUAAAGCGAUGAGAAUGGGCAUUCUAGGACCAGUAAGUGAAUGCAGAUACAAGCCCGACCCACAAAGCCAGUAUUACUUUAUUUACAAGAACGGGGCAACAGAACAUCGCUUCCGAUGUGCACUGGGCACCGCCUUUGACGAGAUGACUUGCGAAUGUUCCAUCAGGGUGUCAGACCACGACGAUUGCUUAGAGGUGCACAUGGAUUUCAACAACGGCGUUGUGGAAGAUUCAUCCCUGAACAACCUGCCCAUCGGAAACGAGAACGUGGAGAUCACUAACAGCUCAAGUCCGCUCGCAGGCAUCGCGUUAUUCGGAGGAGAUGGCAAGCUGACAAUCUGGCGGUACCAGAACUACGACUUCAGGAACCACAUCAUGCUGAAGGUCCAGUUCCGACCGGGUCCUGGUGGGGACCGGAUUCAGACUCUCAUCUCCAACUGCGGAAGUGAAAGCCCCUCGAUCGCCAUCCUGUACGAUACCAACAUGAAGGAAGCGGUUCUUAUUCUUAAGACAGAUAAUGACACACAGAAGGACCUUAGAUUCAAGAUAGACCCCACCGAAUGGAAUGAUGUCACAUACAUUUAUGACGGAAUGGAGUUUAUAGGAAUCGUGAAUGGCGUUAGAAGAUAUGUUUCAAAACAAGAUCCACAUUUGCUCGGCAUCAUUGGAGGCGAAAUCAAGUCAGUAGCAACCAAAGGUUUGAUUGAAAUCCGCGACUCUGCGGUGACGUUAGGCCAAUGUCCGUUGUAUGGAAGUUACAUAGGCGCAAUGGUUGACAUCCAAAUAUACACUUGCAUACCCCGUGAUUUCCGUCUGGAAUAAACACACGAAGAAUACGUGCGAGAUGCGAUGAACAUGUGCUUAUACUUGAGUGAACUAUUUGAACAUACACAAAAUGUGCUGCAUGGUAUAAAGACAACUGAAUACAAAAAUGUGAAGGUGCUCUUGGUAUUCAACAGAUAUGUAUUUACAUGUGCGAAUGACUAACAACUGUAUUAGACGUCUAAACUAAUUGUUGCUAUCCUUGGGUUACACAUUUAUACGUUAACAUAUUAUUUAAUUGCUAUGUCAUGUGUAACCUUUGUGUAAGAGUACAUCAAUUUUUUAAAUAUGCUUUUUACAUGCUUCCUUAAUGUCACUUUCUUUGUUAUCUUAAAUAAACUCAUUUAUGAAGAUAUCUUUCAAAACAUAUGUUGUUUUACACGAUAACUGAAAGGAAAAAUAGUUUUUUUUUAUCAAACAGUUUUAUGAUAUAAAAACAAAAGUUUUUCAAUAACUCUGUUACAUCUUGUGUUUUCAUUCUGAGAUUUUCGCAAAUAAUUGUGUUUUCUUUGAUAUUGCGUGUUUUUGGUAUUUUUUAUUGGAAAAUUAGUUGUUAAUUUAUCGAGGUUAAGAAAACCUAUACGAAAAGGCAUUCUACGUAAAUGUAGUCUCAUAUAUGACAGGCUUCAUAAUGUAACAGUAGAUUAUGAUCGGCGUUUUCGUCUCCACAUAUAAAACAACCAUGGCUUGAACAUCUUUGAUGUUUUUAAAAUGUGUUAAGAUUUGUGUAUAUAAUGUCGGGAUUAUAUGUGUAAUUUUAUAUGAUUGUGUGUGAGUUGUUGAUUUUAUAUAAUUGUGUGUGAGUUGUUAAGAAUAAAAUAUA